GUUUACACAAAGCAUUAAGUACAAGUCGUAGCAAAACAAUACUGUAGAAUGAAAUACUAACUAGAUAUUCCAGAAGUUAUGUUACUUUAAACAGUUAAAUAAAUAUAGCAAGGUUAAAGGUCAUUUAACACAUUUACAUUCGUGCAGUUGGCAGACGCUUUUAUGCAAAGCGACCUACAGUAUAUUCAAAAAGCAUUUUUAUCUCUGGGACUCGAACCCACAACCUUUACAUUGCUAACGCUCAACAAGUUGCGCAACAGGAGCACUAUUAUUAGAUAAAUAAACUAAUAAAAAUACUAUCGUGUUCUAAGUGUUUCUUGAAUAGAAAGAGACACAUUUUUAUGUGUACAGUAUGCAAAUUUAAAUCCUGAUUACAGUUGCUAUUCCAAAUCACAUUGCCUCCCUGUUUGUCGUUUCUCUGUGUCUGGUCUCCUUACAGACCACUGAGAGGGUGACGGAGUCGCAGAAAGUGUGGAGUAAUGGAGGACUUUAGGAGGACGUAUCUAAGGCUGUGUAAGGAGGGAGGUAUAGAUACACAGGAGUCAGUGCUAGCUCAGCUGGACACAAGAACAGUGACUGGCAGCACUAGACUGGACUUGAGCGGUCAGAGCAUCACCGUAGACACUUGCAGUGUGCUGGGCAGAGUACUGCAGAAUGACACAGUUUUCACCGAAAUCAUUCUCAGUGACUGCAUGCUCAGUGAAGAAGGUGUCAAGCAGUUGCUAAAUGGGCUUUGCUCCAACACCACAGUGAAAAUAUUGGAUCUGAAGGGAAACAACUUGAGAGGAACUGGCGCUGAGGUUUUGGGGCAGUUAUUAGUGAGGAACAAGAUGCUGCGUAGGCUUGUGCUGGAGUGGAAUGCUUUGGGAAUGUGGGAGGAAGGAUUUGCCAUAUUUUGUGAAGGUUUGGCCUCUAACACCUCGCUCACCCAGCUCGACCUGCGAAAUAACCAAAUUAACCACCAGGGGGCAGCAGAGCUCUGUAUAGCACUCAAGAGAAACUGCACUUUGCAAGAUUUGGAUCUCAGGUGGAAUAACAUUGGGUUGCUGGGUGGCCGAUCUCUGCUGGAGGCAAUGCAACAGAACCGCGCGCUGCUCAAACUUGAGAUGGCUGGAAACAACAUUCCCAGUGAUACUCUCCGAGCCAUUGAACAGUCCAUGAAUCAUAACACAGACAGGCAGUCCACACUUCGAGAGAGUCGGAGCAAGACCCACGUACUGGGCAAAGAAAUCCAGCUGCUAAAGGAGGAGAAGAGCAGACAGUUUCUUAGUCUGAUGGAAACCAUCGACAGACAGAAAGAUGAGAUGGGACGAAGCAGCAGAAAUUCUUCCAUACGUCUGGGGCAUUUACAAGAAGCGCUGAACGAGCAGAAAUCAGUGAUGAAUUCUCUCACAGCCAAAUUGCAGAUGACAGAGGCCGCUCUAGCACUAUCAGAGCAAAAAUCCCACGACCUAGGUGAACUGCUGACUCGAGUCAAAAUGGAGAAAACAGAGCUCAGAGAUAAGCAGUCCAGAGACAUGAAGAAAGAACAUGAGGAGAGUGCUCUGAAGGAGGCAAAGCUUUUGAAGGAGGUGAAUGCACUGUCAGAGAAGAACCUCCAGCUUAGAAAUAAGCUGGAUGAGACUGAACGCAGAUGUAAAAUGCAACAGGAGCAAAUCUUUGAGCUGAAACAGGAACUUGCCAACUCCACUGCUGAACUAAAGCUGCGUCUCGCCCAGACUGAAGAACGUCUGGACAUGGAGAAGAGAAGAUCUAAGCAGGCACUUGAAGAUAUGGACAGUUUACGACAAAAGGAGGUAGAUCACCUGACGAGACACCAGGAAGAUAGUGAGAGAGGUCUACAGGAUCGUAUUCUUAAACUUGAGGGACAGAGGAUCCAGUUAGAGGAGGAGCUCAGCAGGGUAAAAGCAUCUCUGGUGACAGAAAGAGCUCAAGCCGAGGAAGAGCUGGGAAAAGUGCGCGCCCAAGUGCGACUGGAGGAACAGCAACAUUUGAGCAGCCUGGAGGAGAAACUGCGGGCAGUUCGUCAGUCUCGGGAUGAGUCUCAGAAUCACUGCACCCAGCAGAAACAGACCAUAGCUGAGCUGCAAGCCAGAGUGGGACAGCAAAGCAUUGAGAUGGACACACUUCGCCGCAGGAUAGAGGAGUUACAGCAGGAGCUUGCAGGGAAAGAGCAAGAAAAAUUAGCAGAAGUGACACGUGUGCGGGUCGAACUACAGGAGCAAGUUGGCCACCUGCAAGCUGAAAGGACAGCACAGGGUGGCCUGAAAGAAAAAAUCGCAGCUCUGGAGAGAGAAUUGAAGGUUCUCAGUGCCACCCACAGAGAGGCCCUUCUGGACAAAGAAAGUGAGAUUUCCUCUGUGCUUGAGCGACUACGCAUUAGAGAAGGAGAGAUUCAGCGCAUGCGUGAGGAUGAGGCACAGAGAGCCAGCUUCCUACAAAAUGCCAUUCUCACCUACGUCCAGGGAUCACCUCUUGCACACUUCAGCCCAAAAAAGUGAACAUGCUUUCAAAACAGUUUAGUGACGGGUCAACCCCCACAUCACUACAACCAGCACACUUUUGGACUAUGCACAAUGAAUUCGAUGCAGAGUUUUACUCAGAUUUUGUUUUACCUGGAAUGAAAGUGCAAGUUUUCAUGAAGUAAAUAUUUAUGAGCAACAAUGUUUUAAUAUGUAUUCUUUAAAAUCUUUCAAUCUCUGGUUUGGUUUGUAUUAUUGAAUAAUCAGGUAAUAUUGCAUUAUUAGAAGCUGUUCACUGUUUUUAUAAAUAUUUAUUUUGAUUCAGUGAAAUACCAAUGCUAGUUUUAAAAUCUAAUGUGAAAUUUUAAAUGUGCCAUAUUUUCCAACAAAGCUCUUAUGUUGUGGCACUUAUGAACUGUACAUUAAGAUGUUUGUACUUUUUUACUUUUGGAGUUUUCUACUUCAGCGAUGUCUUUUUAUUUUAAUAA
Molecule: messenger RNA, 2950 nt
Organism: Misgurnus anguillicaudatus (oriental weatherfish)
Lineage: Eukaryota; Metazoa; Chordata; Actinopteri; Cypriniformes; Cobitidae
Source: RefSeq, a predicted model, not a curated record